Colletotrichum paranaense is the source of this 582-nucleotide messenger RNA. RefSeq lists its product as uncharacterized. The annotation marks the transcript as partial. The transcript has a single exon. The record is from RefSeq and is a predicted model, not a curated record. NCBI's taxonomy places the organism in Eukaryota, Fungi, Ascomycota, Sordariomycetes, Glomerellales, Glomerellaceae.
CGACAUGGCAAGGCGAAGAAGGAAAGGAACAGCAUCCCCGUUCCGUCCCAUCCCAUCCAUACCCCUUCGAAUCAGGAAGAGACAGAGACACACAGAGAGCCACAGAGAAAGACCAUGACGGAGAAACGUCGAAUUGCCGACAUAGCAGGGGUAUCCGUACCUGGAUUGUACCCACACCCUGGACAAUUCCGCAGUUCCCACAGUUGCAGAACAUUGAUCCACCGAUCCAUUCAACCCAGCGCUGCCAAUCCAAUCCCGUCCCGUCUUCUUCUUCAUCGAUCCCAGCCAAUGACGGCUCGGAUAUUCGUUGACAUGCAUUGGCAGGCCAAAGGUGGGCUAGCUAGUCUGCAAGGGAUCCGCAAAAUUGCCGUGUUUGUCGUGUGUCGAAAAUUCCCGCCCACACGGCUGCUGCACCGAGACUGCGGGACUUUUUCUCCCAAAGCACCGAAGGUUGGAUGGGAUUUUCCAGGUUCGUCUGGCAAGCGCAAUAGCAUCGCUUUAUGCAGCGACAGGACGACUGCAGAACACUCGAAAAAGGAAAGACGGGCAGUAGAACACGGCACCGAGAGCGAGUCCAGCUAG